AUGGCGUGGUCGCUGACCAUAGUCACGACCUGCCUCAUCGUCGGCCUGGGCAUCCUCGAGCGAGUGAUUGUCAACCAUCGCCUCAGCAAGAUCAACGGCGUCCGAGCCUCCAUCCUCGGCGGCAAUCCCAUCACCUCAUUCUACGCCUUCUUCAAAGCCGGCUAUAUGCACGCCAACAACCGCCUCCAGGAAAACUUCACAAACAUGUUCGCAAACGCCUCGCCCUCGUGCCCGCACGCCGUCGAGCUCACAAUCUUUGGCCACCGCUCCAUCAUGACCAUUGACCCGGAGCACAUCAAGGCCCUGCUCGCGACCAACUUUGCGCAUUUCGGAAAGGGACCCCGGUUCCAUCGCACGUGGGAGCCCUUCCUCGGCGACAGCAUCUUCACGACGGACGGGCGGCUGUGGCAGCAGAGCAGGACGCUGAUCCGGCCCAUGUUUGUGACGCAGAGGGUGCGGGAUCUGGAUAUCCUGGAGAGGUGGACGGACGUGCUGAUUGACAAGUUGCCGGGGAGCGGGCAGACGGUGGAUGUGUGUGAUUUGUUCUAUCGGAUGACGCUCGAUGCUAUUACGGAUUAUCUGCUGGGGCAGAGCGUCGAGAGUUUGGACAAGCCCAAUGGUGAGUUUACCAGAGCCUUUACGCAGGUCCAGCGGAUUCAGAUGCGUCUUGCAAUUUUCGCGUGGGUUGUCUCCCAACGAGACUUCUUACCUUUCAACCGCUUUGUCCCUCAAGAAGAGUACAGAAAAGGCAUCAAAGUCCUCGAGACCUUUAUUCAGCCCUUCAUCGAAGCGACGCUGGCCCUCACACCCGAACAGCUAGAGACAAGAUCCAAGUCGGACCGAGACUUUACCUUUCUACACCACAUGGCUCUCUUCUCGCGCGACCCAAAAGUCAUCCGCGACCAGCUCAUGGCGGUGCUGCUGGCGGGACGAGACACGACGGCGGCGACGCUCUCGUGGACAAUGUACGAACUGUCCAAUUACCCCGAGAUCUGGCGCAAGUUGCGGAGCCGAGUCCUGGAGAGGGUUGGGCCUCAUGCCGCGCCGACAUACGAGGAUAUCAAAGACUUGACGUGUCUCACGCAUGCGCUGAACGAGACGCUGCGCCUCUACCCUGCUGUCCCCUACAACGUCAGAUCAUGCCUUCAAGACUCAACACUGCCCGGAAAGCCCGGCCAGCCCGACAUCGCCGUCCUCAAAGGCGACCACGUCCUCUACAGCACGCUCGUCAUGCAGCGCCGCAGAGACCUGUACCCCCCCGUCUCCGAAAACUUUGCCGACCCGGCGGUCUACAGCCCCGAGAGAUGGGAGCACUGGACGCCCAAGCCGUGGCAGUUUAUCCCGUUCAACGGCGGGCCGAGGAUAUGCAUUGGGCAGAACUUUGCCAUGACGGAGAUGGCCUUUACAUUGGUGCGGCUUUUGCAGCGGUAUGAGAGGAUUGAGUAUAGGGGGGAUUGGGCGGCGCAGUAUCUCAAGGCGGAUAUCGUUGGAUGUCCUGGACUGGGAGUGCCGAUUGCGUUGUAUGAGGCCAAGUGGUAG
Messenger RNA from Trichoderma reesei QM6a, 1539 nucleotides. RefSeq lists its product as uncharacterized. The transcript has 6 exons. The coding region runs from base 1 to 1539 and encodes 512 amino acids. NCBI's taxonomy places the organism in Eukaryota, Fungi, Ascomycota, Sordariomycetes, Hypocreales, Hypocreaceae. The record is from RefSeq and is a predicted model, not a curated record. Gene Ontology annotation, molecular function: monooxygenase activity; oxidoreductase activity, acting on paired donors, with incorporation or reduction of molecular oxygen; iron ion binding.